This is a messenger RNA of Opisthorchis viverrini, 615 nucleotides long. RefSeq lists its product as hypothetical. Bases 1 to 615 code for a protein of 204 amino acids. The transcript is spliced from 3 exons. Lineage: Eukaryota; Metazoa; Platyhelminthes; Trematoda; Opisthorchiida; Opisthorchiidae. The record is from RefSeq and is a predicted model, not a curated record.
AUGAAUCAACCAAUCAAGUGUAUGAAACCCACACCACAAAGCAAGAAGGAAACGGCCGAAUCACAGCAGAACAACCACACACAGAACUAUCCAAUUGAAUGCACCCAACGAACCAACCAGACACAGGAGAUUGAGACCACGUCAGAUUCACAGGAGACCAAUCAAACUACACGAAGACCAUUUCCAGAACUGCCAGAUACUAUUGAGAAGCUAUAUGAUCACGGGCAGAAGAGGAGGAAUUCAGCCUGCACUGACGAUGUCACCUCGAUUGGUGAUGAAACGUUUGCAAUCCAACUGCCAAGCUCGGCGACCAACAACCAACUAACAUUUAACUGCCGCAGCAUACAAGGUCGAAGACGCAGCAGCAUCAUCAUCGACAGCAUGACAUCAGUGUUCAACACCGAUGCUUCACUGCCGUACAACCAUGAUUUAUUUGAAAGCCUUAUUGUAAAGAAAAGAUUAGUUGCAAAGUUCCCGGUGCAUACCGAUUUGGCUUUCACGAGAGACUCAAUUGAAUCUCUCGUUUAUGAUGUUCUACGACUGUGUGUGGUGCACACAGGCCGCCUGAAGUUUCAGUUGCCACGAUAUUCGACAUAUCGCAGUAUAUUUUCAUGA